AAAGGUCAUUUGUGCAUUGAAUCGCUGCUUUCAUAGUCCUCGCCAAUAAUCUGCACCUACUAUGGUCGCCUCAACAACAGAACAACUAACGGCGCUUGCUGGAACAACCGUUGUCGUGCAUCCGCUUGUCCUUCUUUCAGUCACAGAUCACCAUGCUAGAUCCAUUUCGCGAAACUCUUCAAAACGUGUUGUAGGCGUCCUGCUAGGCCAGGAUAAUGGCAAAGUUAUAAACGUUGCCAACUCUUUUGGUAUCCCGUUCGAGGAAGAUGAGAAAGACAGCAAGACGUGGUUUCUAGAUCAUAAUUACAUUGAAGGGAUGUGGGACAUGUUCAAGAAGGUUAAUGCCCGUGAACGGAUGAUUGGAUGGUAUCAUACCGGGCCAAAACUGCGAGCGUCGGAUCAGGAGAUCAAUGACUUGUUCAAACGCUUUAUUGCUCGACCUGUCAUGGUUAUUGUAGAUGUACGACCGACCACGGUUGGUAUUCCUACGGACGCAUAUUUUGCGGUAGAAGAAAUCAAAGAUGAUGGUACAGAAACCAGGAAGACAUUCCUGCACGUCCCUUCCGCCAUAGAAGCAGAAGAAGCAGAAGAAAUUGGCGUUGAACAUCUACUGCGGGAUAUCAAAGAUUCCACCACCACCACACUCAGCACUCGUGUUAGCGAGCAGCUGGCUUCCCUCCGUGGACUGCAGUCGCGGCUAAGUGACGUCCACAAAUAUCUGCUUGACGUUGCCUCUGGUACGAUGCCUGUGAACCACCAAAUCAUCUACCAUCUACAGGAUGCCUUAAAUCUUCUACCGGACCUCAGCGACCCAAUAACCACGCAGAGUUUCGCAUCAAGUACUAACGAUCAAUUGUUGGUGGUAUACUUGAGUAGUCUGUUGCGAGCUGUAAUUGCGCUGCAUGCUCUCGUAGACAACAAAGCUACCAUUGGGCGGGCAGAACUGGAGGAAGGUGGCGACGAGAAAGAUAAGAAACCAGGCAAUGGCGACGUAAAGAAAUCUGAGAAGGAGGACAGCAAGGACAAGGGAAAGGAAACCAAUAAAACCGCAGACAAAGGCCUGUAGACUUAUCAGUAUAGCUUGGCAACUCUGCUUCUCUUUAGUCAGGAUAUGUCAUGUUGCAGUGUGCUAAGUGUUUUCUUCACUUCAGCGUAAACUGUGCAAACAUGGCCAUGUUCUUAUCCGCCCACUGGUCGUUCGCCAGACUGUAUAUGUCAACCCUUCAAAUUCUCAUAUCAUGGGAAGCACUGAAAUUUAGAAAUGUAUUCCACCUCA
Molecule: messenger RNA, 1276 nt
Organism: Serpula lacrymans var. lacrymans S7.9
Lineage: Eukaryota; Fungi; Basidiomycota; Agaricomycetes; Boletales; Serpulaceae
Exons: 5
Coding region: 62-1066 (334 amino acids)
Biological process (GO): proteasome-mediated ubiquitin-dependent protein catabolic process
Cellular component (GO): proteasome complex; proteasome regulatory particle
Molecular function (GO): metallopeptidase activity; protein binding
Source: RefSeq, a predicted model, not a curated record